UAUUCUUUAAUAAUUCAUUAAUUUAAUUAUAAGCUUUUAGUGCGGAGCUGAGAGAAGCUCCAGCGAGAUCGAGCGGCGCUCGCUCGUCCUCUCACUACUUCGCAACCCCCAUUUCGAUUCGAAGCCCUCAAAACCCUAAGAAAAAUGUCGGUCUCCGAUCGAAACCCUCUAUUGAUUCCGCAGAGAAACCCCAAUCGCCAGAUUCGGCGCUGCCUCCUCCUCCUCCCUGCCGCCGCCGCCGUCCUCUUCCUCCUCUCCACCAGAACCUCCUCCGCCGCGGGGGCGACGGAGGGAACCAUGGUUACCUCCUCAGAUCCGUACUUGGCCAGGCUUCCUCGCAUCCGGCGAUCGGUCCUUGCUGUCCGAUCGGACCCCCUCCGGGAGCGCGCGAACCUGAUCCGCAAGCAAGCCGGCGACCACGCGGCCCUCGCGGCGGCGUACGCCUCGUAUGCUCGCAAGCUCAAGCUGGAGAACUCGAAGCAGGUGCGUCUCUUCGCGGAGGUCAGCCGGAACUUCUCCGCCCUCCUUGCCUCCGCCCGGCCCCUCCUCGACCCCGCCACCCCGCUCGAUGACUCCUCCCUCCGCCACUUCGAGCACGAGGUUAAGGACCGCAUCCGCGCCGCCCGGCAACUUAUCACCGACGCCAAGGACGCCUUCGACAACCAGCUCAAGAUCCAGAAGCUCAAAGACACCAUCUUUGCCGUCAACGAGCAGCUCUCCAAGGCCAAGAAGCAGGGCGCCUUCUCCAGCCUUAUCGCCGCCAAAUCCAUCCCCAAGAGCCUCCACUGCCUCGCAAUGCGCCUCAUGGAGGAGCGCAUCGCCCACCCUGACCGCUACGCCGAUCCCCCCUCCCCUCCCCCCGAGCUCGACGACCCCCGCCUCUAUCACUACGCUAUCUUCUCCGACAACGUCCUCGCCGCCUCCGUCGUUGUCAACUCUGCCGUCCGCAAUGCCAAGGAGCCCUGGAAGCAUGUCUUCCAUGUCGUCACCGACCGCAUGAACCUUGGUGCCAUGCAGGUCAUGUUCCGCCUCAAGGACUACAAUGGCGCCCACAUCGAGGUCAAGGCCGUCGAGGACUAUAAGUUCCUCAACUCCUCCUACGUGCCUGUCCUCCGCCAGCUCGAGUCUGCCAACCUUCAAAGGUUCUACUUUGAGAACAAGCUCGAGAACGCCACCAAGGACACCACCAACAUGAAGUUCAGGAACCCCAAAUACUUGUCUAUGCUCAAUCAUCUGAGGUUCUACUUGCCAGAGAUGUACCCGAAGCUCCACCGGAUUCUGUUCUUGGACGACGAUGUGGUGGUGCAGCGGGACCUCACAGGGCUGUGGAAGAUCGAUAUGGAUGGGAAGGUGAAUGGGGCGGUGGAGACGUGCUUUGGGUCGUUCCACCGGUAUGCGCAGUACAUGAACUUCUCGCACCCAUUGAUCAAGGCGAGGUUCAAUCCAAAGGCUUGCGGUUGGGCGUAUGGGAUGAACUUCUUCGAUCUUGAUGCAUGGAGGAGGGAGAAGUGUACUGAGCAGUACCAUUACUGGCAGAAUUUGAAUGAGAACCGAACCUUGUGGAAAUUGGGAACCCUGCCACCAGGCUUGAUCACAUUUUACUCAACAACAAAACCCUUGGACAAAUCUUGGCAUGUGCUUGGGCUUGGAUAUAAUCCAAGCAUAAGCAUGGAAGAGAUAAAGAAUGCUGCUGUCGUCCAUUUCAAUGGCAAUAUGAAACCCUGGCUAGAUAUUGCCAUGAACCAGUUCCGACACCUCUGGACAAAGUAUGUGGACUAUGAUAUGGAGUUCAUCCACCAAUGCAAUUUUGCAUCAUAAAGGAGAAUGUGCAUAAGCCAAAGCAUCUAUGAGAAUCAGCGAAACUGUUUUUGAAUGGAUGCAUCCAACAGAGUCAGCAAACAAAAUAUCCCAGAGCUGGGACAGCAUGGCAGCAUGUCUCCCAUCUGACGUCCCAGUUUGCUCAGACACAAACGCAGCCAGUUCAAGAUUUUCUCAAAGGUCACAAAAUGUAUAGGCAAAGCAAGCCCAUAUCUAAAAUUGUAAAUAGUUGAAAGUGAUUUAUCUCGUGUUUUAUCCUAGAACCUGCCGCCUCCACAAUGAGCACGCCUGCUUGUUAUCGUUUGUGGUCUGCUUCAAGAAUGUCCUGAGUUCAAGUAUUUUUCUCUCCGGAUUAAUUUAUUUAAGUCUACUUAGCAUUCUCUUUGAGAUAUAUAUGGAUUUUGGAUCCUGUAGAUAUUGGGAUAUAUUGAUUAUCAGAACUAGGUGCAGAUCUCCAUUACAUUUUUUUCUUUCCCUUUUUAAUUUUCAUGAUGAAUCUAAUGAAGCAUAGCCAUCAUUGAAAGAAAAA
Elaeis guineensis (African oil palm) is the source of this 2347-nucleotide messenger RNA. NCBI's taxonomy places the organism in Eukaryota, Viridiplantae, Streptophyta, Magnoliopsida, Arecales, Arecaceae. The record is from RefSeq and is a predicted model, not a curated record.